CACUCACACAGACAGAGACACACACACGCGCACACACGGAUGAGCCACGUCAGAAUAGGUCACGGCACUGGAUAGAUUAUACACGGAUUGGCAAGCGUAAAACAGACGGCUGCUGUUGCAAAUCAACAGGCUGCUCCAGUCGGCAACAAGAUGCCACAGUGGCUGGUCAUUGGCAUUUCGGGUGUCACCUGCGGUGGGAAGACGACACUGGCACAUGGACUCCGUGAUUAUUUCAAGGGAUUGCGCAAUGCACCGCUCUGGAAUACGCCGUAUACGAUUGGCGAUGUUCAGCUCAUUUCACAGGAUGAUUACUUUCUGCCCGUCGACGACAGACGGCAUAAGCGUGUCGAGAAGCUGAAUGCCAUCAAUUUUGAGCUAAUUACAUCGCUGAACACCAAGCAAAUGCUGGCGGAUAUAGCGCACAUCAUCAAUGGUCAGACGGAGCACAACUAUGCUAAUUUCGAGCACUAUGCCCUGCAAUACCAACAACAACAGCAGCAGCAGCAACAGUUGCAACAGCAGCAACAACAGCAACAUCAGCAAUAUAAUACCAAUUAUUAUGGCAAACAACACUUGCCAGCUGCUUAUCAAUAUCAGCGACAGCAACAUCAGCAACAUCAUCAUCAGCAACACAGGCAACAUCAUCCGCAACAACAACAGCAACAACAUGCGGAUCACAUUAUGCGUCUCAAUAUCAAUGCACAGAUUGCCGCCCAGCUACGUGACAAGAAGAUCAAUGUGCUCCUCAUUGAGGGCUUUAUGAUAUUCAAUCAGCCCGAGGUGUUGGCGCUGUGCAAUCUGAAAUAUCAUUUCCAUUUGCCCUACGAGAAGUGCUAUGAGCGUCGAAUUAAGCGCACCUAUGAUCCGCCCGAUGUUACUGGGUAUUUUGAGCUGUGCGUCUGGCCGUACUACGAGAAGAACUUUGCCGAGUAUCGCGAGUGCAAAGAUAUCACCGUACUCAAUGGCGAGAUAGCCAAGGAGAAGAUCUUCAAGUUUGUGCUGCAGCGGAUCGUUCACUAUUUCGAGGAGCGUUGCGAUCCACCACCACCAGCCACAUUGCCGCCGCCAGUCGUCGCUUGUCCGCCGCAACAGAAGCGUUUCGACUGCAUGCUCUACAUGGGCACGGUGGCCAGCAAUAACAAUCAUUUGCCCACAGCCUGCCCCAUGGAACAGUAGGCAGGGCAGUUGGUGUUGCCAUAAAUCCAUUUAUAUAUAUACAACAUGCAUAUAUAGAUAAUUAUGUAAACAUUGCGAAUUAUUUGUGUAAUUGCAAUUCGAUGUACAUUCAAACAUAGUUUUACCAUUGUAAUACAGUAGUCGCUCGACAUAUUAGAACGCAGAGUUUUAUAGAGAUAUUAUCUAGAUCUAUUUCUUGAAAAAGUAUGAAGAAUUUAAUUAAUUCAUUUAAUUGUGAACAUUUUAUAUAAAUUAUUGUAAAUUAAAUGAAUUUUCCUAGUGUUUUCACACGAAGAUUUCGAUUGCAACAAAAAUGAAUAAUUAUUGCUACAAUUAUUAUACUUUUAAUAUUGUAUUUUCAAUAGUUCUAGAAGAACAUUUAAUCUUAGGUAAAAAUGAAAAAUUAGUCAUUACAAAUUAUUAUAAAUGAAAAUAUUUCUGUAGACCACUUUUAUUUGGUUUCAAAUAUUAUAUUCAAAUUCUACUUUCUUUAAAAAAUAAUCUACGAUUUAAUGCAUUAAAAAUUGCUUCUAAUUUUCUUAAAAUAACCAUUUCUGCAAGUUCUAAUAUUCAAGCGACCAUCUAUAGGCAAAUUUAUUUGCCAUUAGCUAGUUUUAUUGGUAGAAUUGUUUAAGCCAGUAGUUUAAUAUAAGGACACACAUUCUCUCUGUAACGACUAUAUAUAUAUAGUAUUUAUAGUCUGGUAACUGAUUGUGUAAAAUGUUUUGAAAAUGGUUCAGGAAUUCAUAUAGCUGUGCUAAUUAACUACUAAUAAUGUGUAAUAGCAAAAAACAAAACUGCGUAUUAACUGCAAAAAUCACAUGAAUGAAAUUCAAUAUUAUAUAUAUAUUAUAUGUAUGUAUGUAACUUAUACACUCUCUAGAAUUAGUUUAACCUCUGGGUUCAAGGAGUGUACUCAUUUUAUGGCCAAUUUAAAGCUUAGCCAUCUGUAAAUAGUGUACUAUAUAUAUAUAUAUAUUAACUGUUUUAAAAAUUAUAGAUCUAAGACUUUGGACCUCUGAAACUAACACUAAUUUUUUUUCUUGUGCGAAACAAAACACACAGAUACACACACACACACAUACAGAUAAGCCACGAAUAAAAAAUAUAUACAUAUAUGUAUAUUCACCCCUGGAGAAAAGAACGAAA
Molecule: messenger RNA, 2325 nt
Organism: Drosophila grimshawi
Lineage: Eukaryota; Metazoa; Arthropoda; Insecta; Diptera; Drosophilidae
Product: SWI/SNF chromatin-remodeling complex subunit SNF5
Exons: 1
Coding region: 151-1176 (341 amino acids)
Cellular component (GO): cytoplasm
Source: RefSeq, a predicted model, not a curated record